CCUUGAAGUCAAGUUUUGUACUUAGGGCAAAACAAGUUAGGGCACUAAAAACGAAUGCGCUGGUUGGAAAAGUUUUUAACAUAACCGUCUUUUUUAACCUCCAAAAUUACUUGCACUGAAUUAUGGCGCUUACUGAGGAUGUUAUUUUUGGCAGCUUACUUUUUGAAAGCGAUGAAGAUGAGACUACAGAUUCAUCUUCCGAUUUUGAUAAUGAAGUAGUGGGUGCAAUAGUUUCAUCAGCAAGGACAGAGCGAAACGCUAUAAAAAAUUACAGUGAAAUCACUGUAGUGAGUUACAAUGAUAAUGAGUUUAAAACUCAUUUUAGAAUUUCAAAGGAGCUAAUGAACAGUUUGACAGAACGUUUUACUGAAAGCCAUAUUUUCUUACAACAUUUUCAUACAAAAGGAAAGGAUGUAGUUGAACCAAAAAAACAUUUGGAAAUCUUUCUGUGGUAUGUAGGCCACUCCUGUACAUAUGUAGAUGUUGGUGAUCGGUUCAACAUCACAGUAUCGACGUUAUUUGAAAUAAUGAAGUCGUAUGAAUGCGUUUUUUGAUGAAAUGGCUGCAGAAGUCAUUAAGUGGCCUUCACAACAAGAAAUACAGCAGACCAGUUCAGAAGUUUUCAGAAGAACACGUUUUCCAGGUGUCGUUGGAUUUAUAGAUGGGACACAUAUUAAAAUCGACAAGCCUACAAAACAUCAGGAAUCUUAUUGCAACAGGAAGCAUUACCAUUCGAUACAGGUGCAAAUCAUAUGUGACGACAAAUGCAAAUUAAUAGAUGUUUUUAUUGGGUAUCCAGGUUCUGUGCAUGAUGCACGUGUCUUCUCAUCAAGUUUUAUAUAUCCACAACUAUCAGAAUUAUGUCAAGAUGGACAUCUUUUAGGAGAUUCGGCUUAUCCAUGCCUGGAUUUCUGCCUUACUCCUUACAAAGAUAAUGGCCAUCUUAAUAGAAUGCAAACACGCUAUAACAAAGUGCAUAGCUCACUAAGAAUCAAAGUGGAACAUGCAAAUGGCAUUCUCAAGCAACGAUUUCGUCAGUUGUACCAUGUAAAACUACGAAAAAUUGAACGAGUUGUUGCCCUGGUUAAAUCGUGUUGUGUGUUACAUAAUUUAUGUCAAAUACAAGAUAAAUUGUUGUUUGAUUGUGAACAUAAUCCAUUGGAUAUAACUGCCAUAGAAGAUGAAAAUGUCGCUGGUGCAGCAAAAAGAAAUUAUAUUGCAAGUGUGAUAUAAAGAAUGUGUACUUAAUUUAUUUCAUUAUAUAAGUCAUUAUACUUAAAUAUUACAUAUUACUUAACACAACAUGAGCAAUUUAAAUCUCCGACUUCUCCUUCUCUGCUAAGUAUUUACUCAUUAACUCCAAUUUGCGUUCUAACAAUUCAUUUUUCUUUU
Molecule: messenger RNA, 1392 nt
Organism: Photinus pyralis (common eastern firefly)
Lineage: Eukaryota; Metazoa; Arthropoda; Insecta; Coleoptera; Lampyridae
Product: putative nuclease HARBI1
Exons: 5
Coding region: 538-1233 (231 amino acids)
Source: RefSeq, a predicted model, not a curated record